AUGUUGACCAGGACUACUGCUAAAUACCCGCUCACGAGAGUCGAAGUUAAAUCAUUCACGACUCAUAGUGGCAUCGUAGGAGAAACACUGGACAAUGUCAUUCUUGGACAAAUACCGAAGCGUAUAAUUGUCGGUUUUGUCGAUAACAAAGCAUUUAACGGUGCCCGACAUUUAAAUCCGUUCAAUUUCCACCAUUAUGGAAUAAAUUUCUUUUCACUGUAUGUCGAUGGAACUCAAAUCCCUAGCAGGCCGUUACAGCCAAAAUUCUCUGGUAACGAGAUGCUCUACGCCGAGGCGUAUCACACCCUUUUCUCGGGAACGGGUAUUCACUUUUUGAACGAAACUAAUUUUAUAUCCAGAGAAGAUUAUCCUGCUGUUUAUACUCUUUUCGCCUUCGAUCUCACUCUUGAUCUAUCGGCUAAUUGCGUGGCUCAAUGGAACCUUGUGAAACAUUGUAGUUUGCGAAUGGAAGUAUUCGAAGUACGAUUCGAAAAAGCUCUCAUAACAACUAUCAACUGCUUAGUUUACGCUGAAUUUGAAAGCGUGCUGGAAAUAGAUUCUUCUCGUCAAGUCAUUGUAGAUUAUAACGGUUAA
Messenger RNA from Harpegnathos saltator (Jerdon's jumping ant), 594 nucleotides. RefSeq lists its product as uncharacterized. The record is from RefSeq and is a predicted model, not a curated record. Bases 1 to 594 code for a protein of 197 amino acids. The transcript has a single exon. Lineage: Eukaryota; Metazoa; Arthropoda; Insecta; Hymenoptera; Formicidae.